AUGGGGUCCCUCCUCCUCUCCUCGCUCGAGGAGAGGGCCAUAGUGAAAGUCCUCCACCUCGAGGUCGUUGGACAAGGUGGAGGUGGAGGAAGGGGACUCCAGAACUUCACCUUCCUCCUGACAUCUUCGAAAAAGGCUCUCCGCUUAACUGAACUUGGAGAGCCCGUGGGAGGACUUGGAUAUGUUCCUGUGUGA
Molecule: messenger RNA, 195 nt
Organism: Trichomonas vaginalis G3
Lineage: Eukaryota; Parabasalia; Trichomonadida; Trichomonadidae
Exons: 1
Coding region: 1-195 (64 amino acids)
Source: RefSeq, a predicted model, not a curated record